CACCACUACCACCAUGGACUGCGUCCCUUUGCACGUGCAGAGGAUAUACCUGAGUCUAUCAAAUCAGUGUCCGUAUCAUCAAAAGGUCCUACAGGCUCUCCGGAGGGGCCAAAGCAAUCAAGGACGUCCCCGUCAGCGAGUAUCAGGACGCAUUAGACUAUCUGCGACGACUCCCCAUCGUCCAAGUGGACGUCUGCUUGGCCGCACUACGGAGUUUCGCAUAAGGGCUCGAUGGGGGAGGGAUCCGAAAUGGCACGGAUUCAAGAGGUCGUUGGGUGUUGGUGGGAAGCGGGUACUUGAAGCAGGCAGUCCAGUUCACCAUGUCCGGACUGUACAAGAUAGCCAAAGAGAACAAGCUCAAGGACUAGAAGGGCAAGUUGAGACUACCCUAUUCGGAGACUGGGUAGCCGACAGGGAUAUGAACGUGAAGGUUGACUACGCGAUCCAUUGUGAAGAUAGUCGUGACGCGGCAGAAAUAUUUGCCUUGUGUACUCUGCCAGAAGUUGUAGCAGAUGCACCCCCCGCCGAGGUGGACGCGGUCCACGGGUCUUCUCAGCAACGAAAAGUCAAGAUGUAUGUGCUGAGACGAUCGAGUCCGGACAAUCGCUCGCCAGCUGAGGAAACCGUCUCGGCAAAAUUGGGAGAAAUGAUCAUGCGCAUCGCGGAAAGCAGAUACUUUCCUGUCUAA
Westerdykella ornata is the source of this 688-nucleotide messenger RNA. RefSeq lists its product as uncharacterized. Lineage: Eukaryota; Fungi; Ascomycota; Dothideomycetes; Pleosporales; Sporormiaceae. The coding region runs from base 14 to 688 and encodes 224 amino acids. The transcript has 5 exons. The record is from RefSeq and is a predicted model, not a curated record.